This is a messenger RNA of Oryzias latipes (Japanese medaka), 4168 nucleotides long. It is a transcript of the gene coro1cb, whose product is annotated as coronin, actin binding protein, 1Cb. The record is from RefSeq and is a predicted model, not a curated record. Gene Ontology annotation, biological process: cell migration; actin filament organization. Gene Ontology annotation, molecular function: actin filament binding. NCBI's taxonomy places the organism in Eukaryota, Metazoa, Chordata, Actinopteri, Beloniformes, Adrianichthyidae.
CAAGAGGACGCAUGGCCUGCGCUCCAUCAGAAUAUUGGUGGGAUUAGAGAGAUUAAUUUCAACGACUUGGCCAGAGGACAACCAGGGGAGCUCACUGUCACUCCUGCACGCACGGACCCCCAAACAGGGCAGCCAAUCAGGCCUCCUGGAAUGAAAACCACUGGAGGGUGGGCGGGUGGAGACAGACAGAGGGCUGCUCGCACUGUGGGGAAGUCAAAAACUGUCCUGAGCCCUGAAGAGGCAAGAGAAACUUCACAUAAAAAGCAGAUCUCUGAGAAAAGAGCUGCAGUCUGGACUGCUAUGGAGGAGCAGGGAAAUCGGGACAUAUUGGAAUUUGACUGCAGCAAGUUUGAUCCUGAAACCAAAACCAGAGACCCCACAGUCUCAUAUAACUCCAACGAGGAGGACUUUGUAUUGCUAGAGCGAGAUGAGACCUGGAUGUCAUCUGAGGCAGAGAACGAUGUGGCUGCUAGCUACAGAAAAAGAGCAGCAGAGGAAAAAACUCCCAAUCACAAUGACGACCAGCUUCAUCCGCCUUCCAGAGGGAGAUCUGGUUCUUUCCGGGCGUGUAGAAGGAGUCCACCCCCUGUCUGUUUAAACCGGGAAAAUGCUGAAGUGACAGGCAGCAGGUGCCAGCUAAAAGGAGUAAGUCAUGCUGGAGCUGCUCACAGUGAGACAACUGGUCAAGGAUCAGCAGAGAAGGAGCGAAAUACUGCAACUCACAUCCGACAGGAGCCUCUGGCAACGCAAGACAAAUCCAAAAACCAGGGUAAGGAAGAGAACAUGUCAGGGUUUGUUGCAGCACAAGAGUUGUGCCAUCAAAACAAGUUUGCAGGAGCUGUUUCUAAGAGGGCUAUGGCAGGAGUCGUAGGCAGCCAUUUACAAAGUACCAUGAGAGACAGCAGCUUUGACAAAGUCAGGAACUCUCACCCUCAAGAGACCCCUCCCUCUGCGGCUCCAGACAGACCCUCCAUGACACUGGAACAACGCGAUUCGACGCCCUGUCCUCCAAGAGCCUGUGACGCAGACAGACAGGUUGCCAACUUGGAAAAGGAGACAGGGCCUGUUUGCCACUCCGCCGUGGUCACACCUCCACCUUUAACUCAUGUGCUUCCACAGAGAGACACAACAUCCGGGUCUGACUUGGCCUCACGCAAUUCCACAGAGUCCAAACAGACUGAAAAGAAAGUCAAAGGUCCUCCUCCUCCUGUCCCCAGAAAACCUAGAAAUCCUUUCAUAAAGGUCAAAACUGCACAGCUGAUGACUGGUGACGUUCAGAGAAGAGGCAAAGACCACCUGCGCUCAGAAGAAAGGGUCAAGAGGAGACACACCUUUCAUUUCAACAAAGACCUUCAGGUCAACCCUCCAGCUAAUCAGGACAUGUGUUUGUUGUGGGAUGAAAGGGGCACAUACACCUUACCCACUAACUUUCGCAGACUCUCAGCUGACUUUAGCCCAUGGGAGCAGCUCUCGCUUGAAUGCAUGGAUGAGCGGUAUGGAGACAUGAUUGAUUACGACUACUGUUUGCGAAUUGCAAAAGUGCCUCAAGAGGAAGAAGCUCAAAACAUGGACAUGCUCCAGAGACGGAUGUUCCUAGAGAGGCGAUCAAGAUUUAAAUGUUCGACUCCCUCUGCUGGGAAAAAGAACACAUAUCCCUUUGCCUCCGUAGAGACUCUUCCCACACUUGAGGUGCCAAACCACACUGAACCUCAAAGCCAGAAAUGUUCUCUGUCAGGAAAGGAGCUGCCACCAGCAACAGUGAGCGUCAGCAGCCGCAGUAACUCCUCCCUUGAUUUGACAGAUCACAGUGGGGAUGUGGGCUCCUUCAAGCCUGUGGCAGAAAUCGUAAAAGCGGCGAACCAAAUUCAGAAACAGCAGGGCUUGGUCAGAGCUGACGGGCCGAAAGCUGAGGUUCGUCUGCCAGAGCAGGGCUCCAGUGUGAAGGUGUCUCAAAUGAAGAAUGCCUUCGAUGUCCCCAAAAAAACCAAGGUGAGGCCAGCAGAAGUGCAAGCACCUCCAAAGAAAGCAGAUAUGAUGCGACGAGUUGUAAGGCAGAGCAAGUUCCGUCACGUGUUUGGUCAGGCUGUGAGGAACGACCAGUGCUACGAUGACAUCCGUGUGUCCAGAGUAACCUGGGAUAGCUCCUUCUGUGCCGUCAACCCCAAGUUUGUUGCCAUAAUCAUUGAGGCGAGCGGCGGAGGAGCUUUCCUUGUCCUUCCUCUGCACAAGACCGGCCGCAUCGACAAAGCGUACCCGACAGUGUGCGGUCACACGGCACCCGUGCUGGACAUCGACUGGUGUCCUCAUAAUGAUCUAGUCAUUGCUAGUGGCUCAGAGGACUGCACGGUCAUGGUGUGGCAGGUACCGGAGAACGGAUUGGAGAACCCCAUUUCCGAGCCUGUGGUUGUGUUAGAAGGACACUCCAAAAGAGUCGGCAUCGUGUCGUGGCAUCCCACUGCUCGCAACGUUCUUCUCAGCGCAGGCUGUGACAACCAGAUCCUCAUCUGGAAUGUGGGCUCGGGCCAGGCCAUGAUCAGCUUGGAGGACAUGCACCCUGAUGUCAUCUUUAGUGUCAGCUGGAGCCGCAAUGGCAGCCUGUUGUGUACCGCCUGCAAGGACAAGAAGGUCCGCGUCAUCGACCCCCGUAAAAGGAAGAUCGUGGCCGAGAAGGACAAAGCCCACGAGGGAGCUCGGCCAAUGAGAGCAAUCUUUUUAGCCGACGGAAACAUUUUCACCACCGGAUUCAGUCGCAUGAGCGAGCGCCAGCUUGCCCUGUGGAAAUCUGGCAAUAUGGAUGAGCCCAUCUGUGUUCAAGAGAUGGACAGCAGUAAUGGAGUUCUGCUGCCCUUCUAUGACCCUGACACCAACAUAGUGUACCUGUGCGGAAAGGGGGACAGCAGCAUUCGGUACUUUGAGAUCACCGACGAGGCGCCGUUUGUUCACUACCUCAAUACCUUUUCCACAAAGGAGCCCCAGAGAGGCAUGGGGUACAUGCCCAAGAGAGGUCUGGAUGUCAACAAAUGUGAAAUUGCAAGGUUUUACAAAUUGCAUGAGAGAAAAUGUGAACCCAUCAUCAUGACGGUUCCACGGAAGUCGGAUCUGUUCCAGGACGACCUGUAUCCGGACACCGCCAGCCCCGAUCCCGCGCUGGAGGCGGAGGAGUGGUUCGCCGGUAAGAACGGAGGCCCCAUCCUGAUCUCACUCAGAGAUGGCUACGUGUCCACGAAGAGCCGGGACCUCAAAGUGGUCAAGACCAAUGUGCUGGAGAGCAAGCCGGCCACCAAAGCAGAGAGCAUCCCGACUGUACAGAAGCACGCUCCUCCACAGUCCUCAGUGAAAAUGGAAGAUAAGCUGGAAGAGGUGCUGAGAGAGUUCAAGUCACUCAGAGACCGUGUCAUCCUUCAAGACCGCCGCAUCGCCAGACUGGAGGAGCAGGUAGCCAAGGUGGCGCUGUGAGGCGACGGUCCUGAGCGGACGGUGUCAGAGACGGCCAAAUCCUCAAUAUUCCACGUAACUGAGCUUGGUGUUUGUCCCAGUAAUGAGGCCAAGCCCACAUUCCAAGAUGAACGCUCUAUUUGCUCAUUUUUCUCGCACACACAGAGAAAAGGAACAAUUCCUGCAGCUCAUCAGAAGAGAUUUUUGUUGAAGUCUUAACUGUUUUUUUUUGGAAAUUGUUGUAAAGCAUUCUUGUGUGAAGUUUGUACUUACUGCUCAAAGAUCUGCCUGUAGCAUCAGUAUUUCCAUUGUUCUUUUGUGUUGCCAAAUAUGGAUUGUGUGCUUUCAUGCACAACUUGACAUUGUUUUUUUUUUUUUUUUGCUCCUGUUGUACAUUCCAGUCACAGCCUGGUAGAACAACGUAGUAAAAAGCUGGAUUGUUUUGUUUUAUUUCUAUUUUUUAUGAUAGCAGUUGAAGUGUUUUCCUCCCAACGUUGUGCUCAUUGACAUCCAACGGUUCUCUGAAUGUGGAAGAAAUCCUGUUCAGCUGGGCUUCUAAUCCGACAUGGGGGUUUUAACGAGCGGGAAAGAGGUCACUGCGAUGGGGUCAAACCGAAGUUGCCCUCUCUGGUGUCUGUUGGUGUUGGGAAGGGUUAACUCGUGCAGCUGGUGUUUCACUGAAGCCCCCCCCGACAACAGUUCUGUGCACACAAUAAAGGUUUUACACAUGAGA